AAUUUAUUUUGUUGGUGACCUUAAUAGCUUUUUUUCAAAUAAAAGGUUGAAUACAACAGCGUCUUCUUACGAUGGACGAACGAAAGAACCCUGAAGGCCUGAUUUGUGUAUUGCAAGGUUGCAGGGCGUCAAGUGGAGUACGACAUUAGGCUUUGGAGAAGCAAAUAUGUAUCUAGUGUGCCAAGACUUUUUACUCGUGGCUAUUUUCUGCAAGAAUGCGCUGGAUUCACAAAGCAUGGUGAGAAUCCUUGGGCUGCAAGCCGUUGGUAGGACCAUCGCUUUCUACGUCUUGGCCUUGCCUACAAGCGGCUUGUACGUCAUGUACGAAAUCACGAAAGUCCAGAUAUCAGAUUUAUUGCAAAACCUGUCGAAGCUAAUAAUAGACAUUUCUGAUCUGCUGCUUGUGCUCAAUGUAUACGAUAGAGUAUGUAUUCCUUCCGCUAGCCCCAAGCCCUUCAACGACAUUGCCCGACAAUCAGCAGCUCCAUCUUGGACCAGCUGUUUACAAUGAGGCAGAGCCGAAAACGCCCUUGCCAUUUAAAGAACCAUCAUAAUUAAAGUAGUUGU
Messenger RNA from Rhizopus microsporus ATCC 52813, 567 nucleotides. RefSeq lists its product as uncharacterized. Lineage: Eukaryota; Fungi; Mucoromycota; Mucoromycetes; Mucorales; Rhizopodaceae. The record is from RefSeq and is a predicted model, not a curated record. The coding region runs from base 167 to 511 and encodes 114 amino acids. The transcript has a single exon.